ACCCCAGGCACCCAGAUUAACGAUGCUUUCGCCAAGAGAGACGUCUUGAGAAAUGAUCAUCUUCCAUUGCCUUGGCGAGCUCUGGGCAAACCAGGGCCAAGAAGUUGGUGGUUUAUGUGGUUGAUGGGAAACCAUGCCUCAAACGGGCCGCAGGUAUUUAUUCCCGCAAGGAGCGAUCCCAUGCACCGAAAACCCCAACUUCAUAGGACAGCGUUCCCCCUUUUUAGUGGAGAAUGGGGAUAGCCUCACGGUUAAUUAAGUAACGACAGAUCUUGGCUCCCAUUCCGAGCAAUUAGACGGCUGGGCAGCCGCUCUAGUGAAACAGGACACGGCAGGGAACCAAGGCCAAGAGGGAAGUAAUUGUUGAUGAUCUUCAACGUGUCCAUCUUGGCCAUUAUUUCCACGUACUGAAUGAGAGAAAAAACCACGACGACCCAUCUGCUGGGUGCCACAGGGAAACGACAACGACCAUGAAUCUGCGCAGGACCACAUUCUCGUACGCCGUCAUCCUCUCGUGCGGCGGCAUCUCGCCGUCGCAUGCCGGCGCCGCCAUCGAGCAGUGCGGGCAGGGCGGCGCCAUCCCCGUCCUCGGCGAUAGCUUGAACGCCGCCCUCUGCUCCCAGCCACUGGGCGGACAAGUCGACGCCCAGAAACAAGCGGAGUGGGCCCCCUGGACGCACCGCCCCUACUGCGCCGGGACCAAGUACUGCGUGUACACAAACGCCAUGUUCGCCGACGGCGGCGGCGUGAGCAUCAUCACGACCCCGGGGAACAUGUCCAGGGCCGUCGGCGUCAUCGAGAAGGCCUUCGCGGAGCCGCCAGUCGCCACCGCCGCCCCCGACACGGCACUGCCGCCGCCGUACGUCGUGCAGGACGUCCCCGGCAAGGGCAAGGGCGCGAUCGCGACGCGGCGCAUCCCGCGCGGCGAGGCGUUCGUGACGGAUCCGGCCGCCGUCAUGGGCGCCGUCGACCUGCUGGAGCGCGUCGCGGGCACCGCCGGCCACCUGCUGCUCGCGACGGCGAUCGACCAGCUGCCGGACCCGCAGAGGGUGCUGGCGCUGGCGGGCAGCUACAGCGCGGCCACGUCGGUGGCGGAGAACGUGAUGCGGACAAACACCUUUGCCGUCUCGCUGGGUGGCGAGCCGUACAUGGCGCUGUUCCCGGAGAUCUCGCGAAUUAAUCAUGCUUGCAAACCAAACGCACACACCCGGUUCUCCCCGCGAACUCUGGCAAUGUCAGCCGUGGCGAUCCGCGACAUCGAGCCAGGAGAAGAGAUAUCAAUCAGCUACGCCGAAUUCGGCACCACCUACGGCCAGCGCCAGCACGCGCUCCUGCACAACUGGGGCUUCCGGUGCACGUGCGCGCUCUGCACGGCGCCCGAGUCGGAGCUGCUCGUGUCGGACCGGCGGCGGCGGCGGAUGGGGCAGAUUCGGGACGGCAUGCUGGGGCUGAUCGAGGCGCGGCGGUUCGCCGAGGCGGUGGAGGCGGCCGAGGAGAUGGUCCGGCUCGUCGUCGCCGAGGGCCUGGCGUCGCACCUCGCCGAGCACUACGAGGUGCUCGCGAGGCUGCACAUGGCCCUCGGGGACGGCGCGCAGGCCGUCAGGUACGCGCGGCUGGCCGUCGCGGACCUGGAGAGGUUUGGCGGGCCGGAUGAUGAGGGGACGUUGGCGGAUAUGAGGGAGAUUGCUGGGCGGAAGGGGUGA
Molecule: messenger RNA, 1703 nt
Organism: Phialemonium atrogriseum
Lineage: Eukaryota; Fungi; Ascomycota; Sordariomycetes; Cephalothecales; Cephalothecaceae
Exons: 4
Coding region: 471-1703 (410 amino acids)
Molecular function (GO): protein binding
Source: RefSeq, a predicted model, not a curated record